Messenger RNA from Myxocyprinus asiaticus (Chinese sucker), 1208 nucleotides. RefSeq lists its product as uncharacterized. The coding region runs from base 151 to 591 and encodes 146 amino acids. The record is from RefSeq and is a predicted model, not a curated record. Lineage: Eukaryota; Metazoa; Chordata; Actinopteri; Cypriniformes; Catostomidae. The transcript has 4 exons.
AUGUGUUUUGGACUUAGGAACAAAUAGAGGACAUACAUCUUUUGUUUAGAGUCGUCAUGUAUUCUACAUAUGUAUAUUCAACUGUCUUUUCGCCAUAUUUUUAAAAUAUUUUAUUUAUUAAACAGCGCAUGUGUUUAAUUACACUUCACAAUGUUUGCGAGGUGCAGUCUGUCCAAAUCCAAACAAGCUUAUCAAAUACUAAGGAUGGGGAACUUCACAUCCUCUGAGCCUGGGUUGUCAAGCACAGCAUGUGCUCAGUUUGUCCAGGAUAUUGUGUCCAAGAACUGCGUUGUGAUAUUCUCCAAGACCACGUGUCCUUACUGUAAGAUGGCUAAGAAUGUAUUUAAUGAGAUAGGAGCAUCAUAUAAAGUCAUUGAACUGGAUGAGCACAAUGAUGGUCGACGACUCCAGGAGACCUUAGCGCAAAUGACAGGUGCCAGAACAGUGCCAAGAGUCUUUAUCAAUGGACAGUGCAUUGGAGGGGGUUCAGACACAAAACAUCUUCACCAGCAAGGGAAACUUCUGCCUCUCAUUGAACAGUGUAGGCCAUGCUGUUUGAGUAACAGCACUGACGGCUCAGAGAAUGCUUAAUUUCAAUCUGAUCAGUGAUAAUGUAUUUAUAAUGUUUGUAUUCUUUGGCCACCCUGAAACAGAGCAAAUCCAUGUAAAGGACUGUAGAAAAUAGCCCACCUGAUCUGCCUAAAGGCUUGUGUAUAGUUUGUUUUUCUGCAUUUUGCAUCGGAUCAUUGCCUUUCAAUGUAUACCCUUUUGAACAUGAGCAAAUAUGAAGUUCGACACAUGCACACUACAACUGCUUUAUGAUACUUUUUUAGAAUUGUCAACGGCAGGCGCAUGCGCCAACGAUGCACACGGAUGAGGACAGUCCGCGCACACUGUGCUGAUGACGGAAUUUGCGUCAUACAUAAUGUGCGUGUUUUGAUCAGCAGCGUGGACAACCGAAGUAUACUUCGGCCUUAAAUCACUGAAAUGAGUUCAUGGUUGUUUUUUUAUUGUUAUAAUUUCCCCGAACUCUUGAUAGCUUAAAUACGCUCAUUACAUGUGCUGUACAUUUUCUUUUUGUAAAAUAUAUGUCCAUAAUCUAUUACAUUAUGUAUUUUAGUUCAAUUAUGAUUUGAGUUACAUUGCACUACCUCUUUGUUUCUUUAUGUACAGAAACAUUUUAAAGUAUUAAAGUCUUUUAAAAAAUG